AGAAUAGAUUGUAAGAAGUAUAUCAAUACAUUUGUGUGUUGCUAAGGAAAGUGGUGUUCGUGAUCUAAGAUGUUAACAGCUUCCGUUGUGCCCCGCAUACAUUGCGGUGAAAGAAAAAAUAUAUUGGGGCUUGUCCUCUUACGAAAACGACAGUCAAGCUAGUGUUUAAUUGCCCACGCUGUCGUGUUGUUCGGCACAGCCAGGUAUGUACGGGGACCGGUAUGCUACAUGUACGCUCUAAUAGCGGUUGACAACUGCGUUUCAACUCAACACCAGCCAGGAUCAUGGUGCACGGCAGCUCGCGUUUCUUGGUUAUCGCAUAGAACGCAGUCGUGAGCGCUGCGUUGUGAAAUCAGUCGAUGCGUAUGUUCGAUCACCUGCCCUCCGCCCGAAAUCCUGGCUUUCGUCGAAGUCGACAGAGUCCGUCGAGGACUGCCACUCGAAUCUUCGCGAAAAGACAAGCAGGACAAGGGGUCCUUCUGACAGACUGAUGGUGCCCUGUCCUGCGCAGCGUGGUACGGUGUGAAUCGUCGGUGCACGCGUGUCAAGACUGCUUAGUUUGGGCGAUAUAAAAUGAGUAAGCGAGGCGGCUGGACUCAAUUCAGGCUAUGAAUUGGUCGCUGUCAGUGCGGUCGUCUCGACGAGUGGGCCCCAUCGCGUUGCUUGCUAAGAAAUUGGCUUGGAAAAACAUAAAUACGGCUCGUGCGUGGCUCGGUGACCAGCGGAAGCCACUUCGUCGGAUAGCCUGUGGGCGCGCAGCUCUACGUAUUUGAGACCGGGCCUUUCCUUUCCUAUAAAGACAAAGAUCUCGGGUCACUAGAAAAACGCAAAUCCACGAGGAGGUAGGAGCCGUCUCACGGUGUUCAACACAUGUUCCUCUUCCUCUAGAAAACAUCGGCCAAUGGACACCGUUUGAUCCGCUCAUAUGCAUGCCACAUUGGUAAUGCGUCAUGUUGGCCACUGCCAACUGAGUAUUUAGUACGUGGCCAGGUUUCUCUUGUCCAGUCGCCCGGUGUGUACAUAUUCGGCUGAAUAGAAGAACUUUGCACUUACUGUACUCCCAUUUACGGACAUUUUAGGCUCUUUCGUUGUGCUUAGUCCUUUAACACUUACUACAUGCAUGCCCUCAAGGAAGAUCAUUUUGAAGUUUUGGCGUUUAGAUCUGCAGUUCAUCCUAGACAGCUUCAAACCUGUGAAUUUUGCCUGCAAUUGAGUCUCAAAACUCCAGUGUGUGCGUCUAUUCAUUCCCCUUCGUGAAGGUUCUGAUCCCUCCAAGCUCGGGAAAGUGAUUCAGACACCGGCCCCGUGCUUUGACCCCGACACCUUUGAUAUGGUGCCAACGGUUCCAGCAUAGAUACGCGGCGUCGGUACAACACCAAGCAGCCAUGCAAGUCAGUCAACACCUUAAUUGUCAGCGAGCGACUUAUUAAGGCGCCGAAUUAAUGCUACAUCGCCCAGUUGAGUUGGCCAGCUCCCUCUGAGCGGUGUAUCGGACGUGCGACUGAAGCUGCAGUUUCCGUGGCGCCGCGUUCGAUCGCUUCCUGAGUAUUCGAGGUUCUUAACGAUGCCAGACGUCCAGUCAGCUAGCCCAAGCUGUCUGUGGUUACGCCCCGACCAAGCUCCAUAUCAACCUCAUUCUGCAUUUUACCAUCUCACGGUCUGUCGGAUCCCCUGCUUCCAGCAACAAUGGCCACGCUCCCAUCCACCCAGAACCCCGACGUUGAGGCCGUCCCCGUCGUCGCAGAGCCCCUGGCCUUCAACGACGACUUCGACAAGACUGAGAAUGGUUAUGCUGGCAUGACGACCACACCCAAGGGCGCUGCCGCCUACACCGACCGCCAGGGCUUGGCCCACCUCGCCGUCAAGAGUGUGCACAUGCGCGAGUGCUUCGCCGAGUUCCUCGGCACCUUCGUCAUGAUCGUCUUCGGCAUGGGCGUCAACAACCAAGUGACCAACUCGGAGGAGAAGAACGGCACGUGGCUCAGCAUCAACAUGUGCUGGGGCAUCGGCGUGCUCAUCGGCGUCUACUGCUCCGAGGGCAUCAGCGGCGCCAACCUCAACACGGCUGUGACGUUGGCGCACUGCGUGUACGGCCGCCUGCCGUGGUGGAAGGCGCCGGGCUACAUGAUCUCGCAGCUGCUGGGCGCCUUCAUCGGCGCCUUCGUCAUCUACGUCAUGCAGUACCAGAACCUCAACGUCAUCGACCCGCAGCGCGAGACCACGCAGAGCAGCUUCUCCACGUACCCUAGCGACAACAUCUCCAACUACACGGCCUUCUACACGGAGUUCGUGGGCACGGCCAUGCUCGUGCUCAGCAUCUACGCCAUCACGGACAAGCGCAACCGCGCGGCCGGCCCCGUGGGCGCCGCGUUCGCCUUCUGCCUCAUGAUCAUGGCGCUCGGCAUGGCCUUCGGCAUGAACACGGGCUACGCCGUGAACCCUGCGCGCGACUUCGGUCCUCGCCUGUUCACGUUCUGCGCCGGCUGGGGCUCCAAGGUCUUCACGACGCGCAACUACUACUUCUGGAUCCCGAUCGUGGCGGACCUGAUGGGCGGCGUUGCUGGCGCUGGUUUGUACCGCCUGCUCGUGGAGAUCCACCACCCGCCGCUCCUGCACCAGAACUAAGUGUUCGUGUUGCAACGGCUUCAUAGAGAACAUGACACGCUGGUGACGACAUAGCCUCUCUGCGUACAUACCACGCAUCGCCAUUCGAAUUGAAAGCGUUUCGCGCCUUCGUAGGGUUCUGAGAUAGAGAUAAGCUAGAGAAUGGCAUUUUCAUCAUGGAGUCUUUCGUGUAGUGAGGCCAACGCUUUCGAGCCAGCAAAAAGGCAAGUUGAAGUUGCCUUUAUGUGCAGUACACUAAUCUGUGUUUCGUACACAUUUAUUUACGCUUCAAAGACGUGCACCACGAUUUCACUUCCAGCAAAUACCGCGCCGGCCAUGGCCACAGACGCACAAGCGAGCAUCAGGCCGAUCAGCUUCCAGUAGCUCGAGGCAAGAGUUGCAUCAUGUCGGACAUGGUCAAGAUCGGAGCGGCCAUGACGGUGGGGGCCGCACUGGGCGCCGCCGUCGCCGUCAAGUCCGUGUGGGGCCUGGCCCGCGUUGAGACCAUCUCGCCCAAGGGGUCCAAGAAGGAGAAGCCGGUCGUGACCUUAUUCGUCUACGACCACUGCCCAUUCUGCGCUCGGGCCCGCGCCGUCCUGGGGCUCAAGCAGGUUCCGCACGAGCUGGCCUUCAUGGCCAGCCAUGAUGAGACCACGCCCGUGGAGCUCGUGGGUGUCAAGCAGGCUCCCAUCCUCCUGCUGCCCAGUGGCCAAGCCAUGGCCGAAAGCAUGGACAUCGUCCGGUACGUGGACGAACACUACGGCGGGCCGGCCGUGCUGGCCCCAGCCUCGGGCCGCGAGGACAUCAAAAAGUGGAUCGAGUCGUCGACACGCGUGUUCAACGCGCUGUACCACCCGCGGGCCCACAAGGCCCCGUU
Messenger RNA from Phytophthora sojae, 3481 nucleotides. RefSeq lists its product as hypothetical. NCBI's taxonomy places the organism in Eukaryota, Oomycota, Peronosporomycetes, Peronosporales, Peronosporaceae. Bases 1687 to 2625 code for a protein of 312 amino acids. Gene Ontology annotation, cellular component: plasma membrane. Gene Ontology annotation, biological process: glycerol transmembrane transport; water transport. The record is from RefSeq and is a predicted model, not a curated record. The transcript has a single exon. Gene Ontology annotation, molecular function: glycerol channel activity; water channel activity.